AUGGCGGAUGCUAUGAUUUCAGAAGUGGUGGGGAGAAUUGCAACUAUGUUAGAUGAUAAGAUUCGCUAUGAAGUCAAUUUGGUUAGGGGCGUGAAGGACGAGCUUCUUUAUCUUUUCAAGAAGCUCAAGACGAUCCGAGAGGUGUUGGAUGAUGCAGAAAAGAGAGAAGUGAAAGAUCAAAGUGUCAAGAGUUGGUUGAAGAAGCUCGAAGCUACAGCCUAUGAGAUGGACGAUAUUUUGGAUGAAUGGAAUUAUUCUCUUCUCAAAGAUAAGAUGGAGGCUUCAGCUGAGCGUGAGCCUGAGCGAAAGAUAGGGUGCUCCUUCAUCACAUCUUCUUGUUUAUGUUUCAAGAAUGUUUCUGUUCGUCGUGAUAUUGCCAAGAAAAUAGAACAUGUGAAAGCUAGGCUUGAACAGAUUUAUAAGGAGAGAAAUGAAUUUAAUUUUGUCAUCUCUCCGCCUUCAACUGAUCCGGUGCCUGAGUCUCAUCGAGAACAAUCCACAUCUUCAAUUGACUUCAACGAUGUUUAUGGGUCGGACAUAUAUAAGAAAAGGGAUGACAUAGUGGGGAAUAUGAUGCUUAAUGUUGGUAAUACCCAAAUUAUGUCUAUAGUUGGGACGGGUGGACUUGGGAAGACGACCCUCGCUAAGCUUAUUUUUAACAAUCCCCACUUCGAGAAGGAUUGGUUAAAAAUUUGGGUAAGUGUCUCUGAUCCUUUUAUUGUGUCUAAGGUUGCCAAAGAUAUUGUUAAAAGUGUGGGAAAAGAGACGAUUUCUCCAGAUGAUGACAACCAACUAGAACUGGUGUUACAAAAGCUAAAAGCAUCUGUUUCGGGAAUGAAGUUUCUUCUUGUUCUUGAUGAUGUUUGGACAGAAGACGAAGACAAAUGGAAGGACCUGAAAAUCAAUCUCGGAUAUGGUGCUGUAGGUAGUAAAAUUUUGGUGACAACGAGAAAUGAAGGAGUAGCCAAGAUGAUGGGUACCUUAGACGAUGAUAUCUAUCACCCAAAAGAGCUUAAUUCUGAGGAGUGUUGGUCAUUAUUGCGUGCCACAUCUCUUGCCGGAAAGAGCAAGGAGGAAUGUGAAAAUUUUGAAAAUGUGGGCAAGGAAAUAGCUAGGAAGUGUAAGGGAUUGCCCCUUGCUGCAGUUGUUUUGGGGAGACUUUUGCGGCUCAAGGAUUUGGAAGGAUGGAAACAUGUAGAGAAGAGCGAAAUAUGGAAAUUGGAGAAUGCAAAAGUAGAGCUUUUUCCACAUUUGGUUUUGAGCUACAAUGAAUUGUCCCCUGUUCUCAAGCGUUGUUUUUCAUAUUGUGCCGUCUAUCCAAAAGAUCACAGAAUUCAUGCGGGGACUCUUGUAGAAGAGUGGAUGGCGCAAGGUUAUCUAGGCGUUGAUAGUGGAAAUGGUGCAGUAGAACUCAAAGGGCGAGAGAACUUGAGAAAUUUAGCAAUGCUUUGUUUGAUUCAAGACAUUGAGAAAAGUGAAUCGGGGGAGCAGAUAGAAUGGUGUAAAAUUCAUGAUAUAGUACAUGAUUUUGCUCUAUUUCUUAGGAAGAAUGAUGACAAAGAGGGAAGCUGUCAAGCUUGUGAUUCUUCGUUGGUUUCUCAAGUCCAAGAAUAUCGGAGCCUAUUGUGGGACUACGAACCACUUGCUGACGAAAGAGACAGAAGUUAUCAAGUUUGUAAAUGCAUGAAAAGUCUUAGGGUGUUGAGAAUCAAGAAAAUUAACAGUUGUAUUCCAUUAGGAAUAAAAACGUUAAUUCACUUGAGAUGGUUGGAGGUUCGUGAUGUUGCAUUGUCAAAGGAUGACCUCGAAAUCAUAUGCAGGCUUUAUUUCUUGCAAACUCUUGUCUUAUCACAGUGCAAGCUAACAGAGAUACCACCGGAAAUUGGGAAUUUGGUGCAGUUAAGACGACUUGACUUAAGUGCGAAUAAAGAAUUAAAGGAGUUAUCGGAGAGAAUGUAUAGUUUGGUUGAAUUGCGAUCUCUUUCCUUAGCAGACUGCGAUCUAACAGAGAUUCAGAAAGAAAUUGGGAAAUUGGUUCAGUUAAGAGAACUUGACUUAAGUUCUAAUUAUGGAAUGAGGGAGUUACAAGAGAGCAUUUGUAGUUUGGUUGAACUGCAAAUCUUGAAGAUUAAUGGCACUCCUAUCAACUCCCUGCCUGAAGCAUUAGGUGAGUUAAGUAAUCUCCGCACACUGCAACUGCGCAAAUUUAAAGUAGGAAGUCAACACAACAAGUUGGGUUUUCUGGAAAAAAUAUACCAUCAUCUUAUUGGAUAUCUAGAAUUGGAAAUCCACUUUAGUAGUAUGAGUGAAAUGGUGGAAUUGGUUGAGGAUGCUCAGCGAGUAGAAGUAAAGACACUCCUUCAAAAUCUCGAAACACUUAGAAUAUGUUUCGAGGGUAAGAUGAAUGAAAUGGAGCAGUCACCAUUAUCAUCAUUAAUCUGGAUGGAGGUAGCAGAAGCUCUCGUGCCCUCUCACAAGUUGAACAAACUGGAAAUCAGUGGAUAUAAGGGCUCAAGGCUUCCGGAGUUUAUGUCAUCACCCAUCAAUUUCAUAAAAGAGAUUCAUCUGAAUGAUUUAAAUGAGGUGUCAUCACUGCCGGCUAUGGGGAAACUACCUUUCUUGGAAACUCUCAAUAUUUGGAAUGUGGAGCGGUCGAUGUUUGUCGACCGAGAGUUUUUAGGAAUAGAAUCAUCUUCAUGUGAUGAUGUUGUUGCAUUUCCUAAACUCAAGGAACUGAAUUUUUAUGGCUGCUCCAAAUGGGAGGAGUGGGAGGACAUAACGGAGGAAGAAGAAGAAUCUGCGGCCAUCUCCAUCAUGCCAUGUCUCACAAAAUUGACUAUCUCUAUGUGUCUGAGUUUGAAGAAGCUGCCGCAUCGCCUCCUGCAUAAGGUCUCCUCGUCUUUGCAGGUGUUGGAUAUCAAUUUUUCAUCAGAGCUGAUAAAAACAUACGGAGAGGACAAGGAAGGUUCAGCUUGGAGAUCCAUUUCCCAACAUAAUCCCCAACUUCAACUUUACACAGAGAUCUAAUGCAAAUAUU
Salvia hispanica is the source of this 3037-nucleotide messenger RNA. Lineage: Eukaryota; Viridiplantae; Streptophyta; Magnoliopsida; Lamiales; Lamiaceae. The record is from RefSeq and is a predicted model, not a curated record.